Molecule: messenger RNA, 1650 nt
Organism: Cryptomeria japonica (Japanese cedar)
Lineage: Eukaryota; Viridiplantae; Streptophyta; Pinopsida; Cupressales; Cupressaceae
Exons: 10
Coding region: 1-1650 (549 amino acids)
Biological process (GO): DNA integration
Molecular function (GO): nucleic acid binding
Source: RefSeq, a predicted model, not a curated record
AUGGACUGUCAUGGGAGAGUCUUUGGUGACAUACCUCCUGGUGUACCUCCAAAUAGAGGGUUUGAGCAUGGGAUAGAGAUGGAAGAUGGAGCUAAGCCAGUGAUUACCACUUUGUAUCGUCAUCCUAGAGCCUACAAGGAUGAGAUUGAGAAGACUAUUCAUGAGUUGUUGGACAUGGGUUUCAUUCACCCGAGCUCUAGUCCCUUUGCUUCUUCUGUAGUGCUUGUUAAGAAGAAGGAUGGGACUCUGCGAAUGUACCUCACAAAGAAAGGGGCAUUCAGAUGGACAGAACAGGCACAGGGGGUCUUUGACAGACUCAAGGAGGUUAUGAGCACUUGCCCAGUUUUGGCACUCCCUGACUUCUCACAGCCAUUUGUUUUGGAGUGUGAUGCUUCAGACCACAACAGUCUGAAAUAUUUCCUAGAUCAGACAGAGCUCAAUGAUCGACAACAAAAAUGGGUGAGCAAGAUUCAGGCUUAUGAUUUCGAUAUCGAAUUCAUAAAGGGGAAGAAUAAUACUGAGGUUGAUGCACUUUCUAGAAAACCCUCACUUGCUGCCCUAUGUUCAUUGAGCGAGAUUUCAGCAGAUUGGAAGGCUCAACUUUUAGUUGAGUAUUACAAAAAUCAGCAUGCUUGUGAGUUGAAGGAACAAAUUUUGCAUGAUUUUCAUGUUACUCCCACAGCAGGACAUCCAGGGUAUGGUAAGACUUACCGAGCGGUUCGGGAGAGAUUCUCAUGGAAGGGUCUCAAAGAUGACGUUUUGCGUCAUGUCCGUGAGUGUCUUCCUCGAGUUCAGUGGAAAGAUUGUAUCUAUGUUGUAGUAGAUAGAUUAACAAAAUAUGCCCACUUCUUUCCCAUUGCUAUUGAUUUCUCAGCAUCUCAGGUGGCUGAGCUAUUUUUCAGAGAGGUAUUUAGACUCCAUGGUCUUCCGAAGACCAUAGUGAGUGACAGGGAUAGUAGAUUCAUGAGUUCCUUUUGGCAAGAACUUUUUAGAUUAGCAGGCACAGAGUUGACACCUAGUACUAGUUACCACCCUCAAACAGAUGGACAGACCGAGAUAGUCAAUAAGUGGAUUGAGGGAUAUUUGCGCAGCUACGUGUCGGGGCAGCAGAAGGAUUGGUUACAGGAGAACCAAGACAUCAUGAGAUCUCUUAGGGAGAACUUACAACAUGCUCAAAAUCAGCAAAAGAUGUACGCUGAUCGGCAUAGGACUGAGAGGGCAUUUGAGGCCCUUGGACAGCAUAUUACAGUAUCACCCGAUUUGCCUCCCAUGGAUGAGGAAGGUAAAUUGACUUUGGUUCCUAAAGAGAUUCUUGAGGUGAGGGAAUGGCGGCUGAGAAGCAGGGUGAUUUUGGAGUAUUUGUGGCACAUAAGUGAAAAGAAUAUUUGUAAACAUUUCAGUUCAGGUAAACGUUUACAACAAUCUGACCUUUCUGAGAAAUACAGUGAAAGAAUAACUCCUCCAUUUGAUGCAACUUGGAUUAAAACUGUUAAAUUCUAUUUACUUAUAAAACAAGAAGUUCAUACAGAUAUAAAGGGUGCAGAGCAGCCAAUGGUAAGGGGGAGGAAGGGCAACGGAAUAGAAGUGGGAAUCACGAUCAGAGCAAGCACAAAUCUGACACGACUGCUGCGGACAGAUAUUAAGGAAUAA